AUGGAGCACGUGCUGGAUGUGGAUGCCUUGAAGAAGCUCACCCCCGAGCAGCAGAGGAAUCUGAUUUCUGGUGUAAAGCAACAAGCAGCUAUUCUCAACGCCCAGAAUAUGAUCACCGAUUUGUCGGAGCGAUGUUUGUCGAAAUGCAUAACGAGUCCAGGCAGUUCACUGUCGAACUCUGAAAGGCAGUGCCUUCAAAGGUGUAUGGAUCGUUUUAUGGAAACCUAUAAUUUAGUCUCGCAAUCGCUGCAGAAACGCGUACAGGAAGAAAUAGCUGCCAAUUCAACACGAAUGACAUAG
Gongylonema pulchrum is the source of this 300-nucleotide messenger RNA. Lineage: Eukaryota; Metazoa; Nematoda; Chromadorea; Rhabditida; Gongylonematidae. The record is from the annotation of a GenBank genome assembly.